This is a messenger RNA of Triticum aestivum (bread wheat), 1447 nucleotides long. Its product is annotated as pirin-like protein. The transcript has 5 exons. The record is from RefSeq and is a predicted model, not a curated record. Bases 357 to 1241 code for a protein of 294 amino acids. Lineage: Eukaryota; Viridiplantae; Streptophyta; Magnoliopsida; Poales; Poaceae.
GCCGCAGCCGCAAGCAGCAAAAGAAUAGAAAAUGGAAGCAGCCGCGCUGCGCUGACCGCACGCUCCACCUCUUACUUCAACGCCCACCGGGAGGAGGAGGAGGAGGUCAUGGCGACGACGAUGCUGAGGCAGCCCCUCCCCCUCUUCUCGUUCUCCUCUUCUUCUUCUCCCCCUAUUUAUAGGGCGCUCGCGCGGCUCACCAGGCAGAAUAGCCAUUGUUUUGUGUUCAUCUCGCGUCCAGGAAGACAAGCUCAAGCUGUACAAGUAGCGCCAACACCAGACCUCUUUUGUUCCUGGUCAUCCUCUUCCUCCUGAUUCUUGUUGUGACGGCCGUCUUCUUGCUCCCACCAGCGAUCAUGUCUUCGUCUUCCUCCUCCGUGACGUUCGAGAAUCCGAGGAAGGUGGUGAAGAAGGUGCUGUCAUUGUCCCAGUCCGAGGGGGACGGCGCCACCGUCCGCCGGAGCAUCGGCCGGCACGAGCUCCGGAACCUGGACCCGUUCCUCCUGCUCGACGAGUUCUCCGUCUCCAAGCCCGCCGGCUUCCCCGACCACCCUCACCGUGGCUUCGAGACCGUCACCUACAUGCUCGAUGGGGCCUUCACCCACCAGGACUUCUCUGGCCGCAAGGGCACCAUCAGGACCGGAGAUGUGCAGUGGAUGACGGCGGGGAGUGGCAUCGUGCACUCAGAGAUGCCGGCAGCAGACGGAGUGCAGAAAGGCCUGCAGCUCUGGAUCAACCUCGCCUCCAAAGACAAGAUGAUCGAGCCGCGGUACCAGGAGCUCGAGAGCAAGGACAUUAGCCAGGCCGAGAAGGACGGCGUGGCGGUGCGGAUCAUCGCUGGGGAAGCAUUUGGGGUGCGGUCGCCGGUCUACACGCGGACGCCAACCAUGUACAUGGACUUCACAAUGCAACCAGGUUCGCAGCUCCACCAGCCAAUCCCCGAGGGCUGGAACGCCUUCGUGUACGUCAUCGAGGGGGAGGGCGUGUUCGGCAAGGAGAAUGCAGCGCCGGCGAGCACGCACCACUGCCUUGUGCUUGGCGCGGGGGACGGGCUCAGCGUGUGGAAUAGGUCAGGCGCACCGCUGCGGUUCACCCUUGCGGCGGGGCAGCCGCUGAACGAGCCGGUGGUGCAGCAGGGGCCCUUUGUCAUGAACUCGCGUGCCCAGAUCCAGCAGGCCAUGGAGGACUACUACUACGGCCGCAACGGCUUCGAGAAGGCCAGCCAGUGGAGCUCCGCCUGAUUCUCAUCGGUGUCUCGCCGUGAUGAUGAUCAACAUCUGGUGCAUUGUUGUGCAAAAUAUUGGGAGGGAAAGGGAAAUUGCAUUGUACCAUUAUAUUUAUGCCUUUGUGUAGAACGUAGAACUAGUCUUGUUUUUCUUUGAUUUUUUUACUUGUUUAUAAAAGAAUCUGAUGCAAUAAAAGUGUGUAAUGAGGAGGAACUUAUUAA